Molecule: messenger RNA, 810 nt
Organism: Dictyostelium discoideum AX4
Lineage: Eukaryota; Evosea; Eumycetozoa; Dictyosteliales; Dictyosteliaceae
Exons: 1
Coding region: 1-810 (269 amino acids)
Source: RefSeq, a predicted model, not a curated record
AUGACAGAUGUACCAUCAAAACCACCACAAACAACUCCACCACCAAAACCAAAAAGUAGAGCACCAACUACUAUUUUUUCAUCACCACCACAAUUACCAGAUAGAUCAUCAUUAAAUAUUUCACAUACAGCAUCAACACCAACACUAACACCAACACCACUACAACAACAACAAAUUCAUACAGAUGGAAAUUCACAACAACCAAAAUCUUCACCACCACCAUUACCAGAAAGACAAUCCUUUUCAAAUUCACCAAAUAGACAAACACAAUCAUUUAUUCAAAAACCAGCUUUACCACCAAGAGAUAGUCAAUAUAAUACAAUUAGUGGAUCCACUGUUUUUAAAAGCAAUAAUAAUAUUAAUAAUAAUAAUAAUGAUAGUCAUAUUAUUACAAAUGGAAAUGCAAGUACUAGUUUUAUUCAAGGAAAUAGAGUAACUAGAGUUUUAAAUACUAACAAAUCCGAACCUAUAUUACAGCAACCACAACAAUCACAUUCACCACAACAACAACAACAACAACAUACACCAAACCAUCAACAACCAUUAUCGCCACAACAACAAAAAGAUUUAGCUCAAAAAAGAUCAACAAUGCCAUUACCACCAAGACCUAAUAAAAAUAGACCUUUACCAACACCAAUAAGUCCUGAAAGUCAUCCAUUAACAAUAAAUGAAGAAAAUAGUAUAACAGAGGACAAAGAACAACAACCACAACAAUCAGCACCACCACAACCACAACUACAACAAUCACAACAAAAUACAGAUAAUUCAAGAAAACCAAUUGUUGCUCCACCAACCCCAACAAUACAGUAA